This is a messenger RNA of Coccidioides immitis RS, 783 nucleotides long. Its product is annotated as HAD phosphatase, family IIIA. Bases 1 to 783 code for a protein of 260 amino acids. Gene Ontology annotation, molecular function: phosphatidylglycerophosphatase activity. The record is from RefSeq and is a predicted model, not a curated record. NCBI's taxonomy places the organism in Eukaryota, Fungi, Ascomycota, Eurotiomycetes, Onygenales, Onygenaceae. The transcript has a single exon.
AUGCGCCCGCUCAACAGCAACAUCCCAGCCUUCAAUCUCACCAUCUCCACGCUCCUCCGCCAGCCCUCCUACCUGCUCCCAAACUACACCAUCCCAACCCUCCUCGACCUCCCACACGACCUAGGCCCGCACCUCCUCCCGCCCUCCUCUACCGCAACGCACCCGCGCCCGCCCCCGACUAUCCGUGCCCUCGUCCUCGACAAAGACAACACCUUCACACCCCCCAACACCCUCUCUAUCCCCCCUAGCUACCUCUCCAAGCUACAUGCACUGCGUACCGACCCAUCCUCCCCCUUCAAUCUCACCCAUAACCCGCACGGCAUCCUCAUCGUCUCCAACACCUCCGGCAGCAACCCAGACCAACCCAUCUACGCCGCCGAAGCCACCACGCUCGAAUCCCACCUUCACGACCUGCGCAUCCCCGUCUUCCGCUCCCCACCCCUCCAACACCACCCCGGUGGCCACAAGACACCGCUGAAGAAACCAUUUUCGUUCCCCGCCAUCCUGAAAUAUCUCAUGGCGCGCAACGUCGUCGAGUCGCCUGCGGAGAUAGCUGUGGUGGGAGAUCGCUUGGGCACAGAUGUGUUAAUGGCGAGCUUGAUGGGUGCGUGGAGUGUUUGGGUUCGUGAUGGGGUGACGGAGGGGGCGGAGGGUGAGGGGCGGGGUAGGCAAGGGGUGGAUUAUCGUGGUGUGCUGGCUAAGUUAGAGGCAAGGUUGGAAGCGUAUCUGAGGAGAAGAGGUGUGAAACCUUCGGUGCCGAAGGGAUGGGAGGGAGCGGACUGA